ACGAGAGAAUCGAUAUUGUUAUGAUCGUAGGAGAGGGCAAUGAAUGACGCGAUCAUUGGGCCAUGCCUCCUCCAGGCCCAUGUUUUCUUCAUUAAAAAAAGGAUUAGAAGACGUAUUUAAGGUGACCGAAGGAGGUCCUGCACAGGAUGGAAGAGGACGUAGAUAAAAAAGAAGAACAAGAAGUUGUAGAGAAGCAACCCUGUUCUUCCCCUAAUGCAGACGAACAACUUACAUGUUCUCUCUAUCUUUCCUGCAGCGGUAUUCCUCGUGGUCAGGAUCACCAAGAUCAAGGUAGAUCGAAUGAGAGAACGCGUGACUUUGAACAUUGUUUCUAGCUUCAUUAUAUUCGUAAUUAUCAAAGAUGGAGAAACUCUUCGGUCUCGAUUAGAAGAAGCUAUCGGUGCUUCCGAGCCUUCAGGUACAUGGCAAAUUUCUGAAACUUCUUGCGGCUUUAUUGUAACGUUCGAGCGAGAAACUGACGUGGAUAAUCUUUUACAACGUUGUGAUUUUACACGGCUUUUUGAAGGACCCGUACAAGUAGCUCGAUUUGCUCCAAGAGAUACUCGAUAUCGACAAGCCGUGUUACUUCGAGAUGUACCUUGGGCAAUACCUCUUCAAGAUUUAAGCUCUGCCUUGGCGAAACAAGGAAUAGCGACUGGAAUUAUCGAGAGAUCGCGUCAAUAUGUUCGCGUUGAGCUUUUGGAUGCGGAACAUUACGAACUUCUAUUAAGACAAGGAUUAGAUUUCUUCGGUGCUGCACGAUUCAGUGCUAUUCCCGAACGAUGGUGGCGUCCUGGAACCGGAAAUGCAGCUAUGCCACCAAUUCCUCCUGGUAAUUUCCCUCCAGGACAUCCUGCUGAAACAUCGAAUCCUCAUCAAGGCGAUGGUGUUCUUCAAUGCUAUCGAUGCCAAGGUUUUUGGCACGUAGCUGCUAAUUGUCGACAUCUUCCAAGAUGCGUUCGCUGUGGUGAACCUCAUAGCGUCGAAUUUUGUCCAAGGCCACGAAAUAGUCCUAUCUGUUGUCACUGUUCCGGUCCUCAUCAUGCGGGCUACCGACAAUGUCCUGUAAGAUUGCAAUUAUCCAAUGCUACUCCCAUCAGCAUCACUUUAAGCACGGUACGAGUCGAAGGUCAAUAUUCGAAUCCUACCAAUAAUAAAUCAGCAGCUUCUCCUCAAGGAUUGCAACCAUUAAAACCAAGUCAUUCUUAAGCGACUCAUUCUCUUCUUUCUUUUUUUGUCGAUUGUUCAAAAUCUUCUAGAUCUCUGCUAUAUUGACUCGAUACUAUACGAGAUAAGAUUCGUGAUCCAUGUGAUUCAUGAUUGAAGACUGAUUAUAGACUUGUUCUCCGAUAACUAGGCUAUCGUGCCAAUGUUACGUGAAAGUUUCUCUUUUUAACGAAGAAGAACGUAACACGGAAGAAACGUUUCUUUCAUCUACGUUUAUCUCUACCAUGUUUUGUAAUUAUUUUCGAUUGAAUACGAAAUAUAUAUAUACUAUGUAUAAACAUUUUUUUUAAUAAGAUAUACUCCUUCUCUCUCUCUCUCUCUCCCUCUCUCUAUCUAUCUAUCUAUCUAUCUUUUUUUACGAAUAGACGUAGAGAAAACUUUCAGUCAUUUUUCAAAGUAUUGUAAUUUCCAACAACGUCGGUGAAACUCGAUUUACAAAAUUUGUAAAGAAAGCUGUGGUUUACUAUCCGUAGAGUAAUGUCUGCGUCUCUGUUUUUCUUUCUUU
Messenger RNA from Vespula vulgaris, 1732 nucleotides. RefSeq lists its product as uncharacterized. The transcript is spliced from 5 exons. Bases 214 to 1209 code for a protein of 331 amino acids. Lineage: Eukaryota; Metazoa; Arthropoda; Insecta; Hymenoptera; Vespidae. The record is from RefSeq and is a predicted model, not a curated record.